AAUGUGUGCUACACUUGUGUGUAUUGGACAUUUGUCCAAUGAGACUUUCUCUUUGCUCUAAGCCAAGGCUUACCCCUGGUUGCCAUUUUUGUCCUUUUCAACAAACAAACGUGACAUCUUGUUUAUACACGCUGGCACUGGCUUAAACACACAAAAGGGAUAUUCCCAUAGGCCCAGCGGGAUGCUCUUUGUUUGCUCUCUGGACACCACAUUUGUGCCAAAAUUCUGACCCAGCAGUGACCAAAUUCAGCCAACUGUAUUCCAUGUAUCCAAAUGGGAGGGCACUGGGGGUUAUGGCAACCAAAGCCUAACUUUCCAAUGUAUUUGUUAGCAGCCUGUGUAUGUUAAUGGCUCCAGUAAUCCAUUUCCCUUGCCCUAAAGGCUGUAGUAUCUGUUUGUGUGAACACCUCAAAAGACAGAAAUAAUAAAUUCUUUCAAUAUUGUCAGGAAGAUGUUGUGCAAUGCAUUGUUAGAUGUAUCACAUAUGACACUGUCUGUUUCUCUCAGGAUGGCAUUGUCUUGGUUCCUGUUGAGUUUCCUCUUCCAUUCUAUGUACGCCCACAAUGAUUUCUUCACUUCUAUAGGCCAGAUGACAGACCUACUGUACACAGAGAAGGACCUGGUAAAAUCACUAAAAGAAUACAUUAGACAAGAGGAAAACAGACUAGAGCAGGUCAAAGAGUGGGCUGACAAACUGGACUCACUGACGAACACAGCCACACAGGACCCAGAGGGAUUCCUGGGGCAUCCUGUCAAUGCAUUCAAACUGAUGAAAAGACUCAACAGUGAGUGGGCCAACCUGGAGAGCCUGGUGCUGAAAGACACCACCAAUGGGUUCAUCUCUAAUCUGACUGUCCAGAGGCAGUUUUUCCCUACAGAUGAGGACCAGACAGGAGCAGCCAAAGCUUUGCUUAGAUUACAGGACACAUACCAGCUGUCUGCCAACACCAUCUCAAAUGGAGACCUGCCUGGUGUUGUGCACAAGAGCCGGAUGACGGUGGCAGACUGCUAUGAGCUGGGGAAGAUUGCAUACUCUGAGGGAGAUUACUAUCACACAGAGCUCUGGAUGGCUCAGGCCCUCACACAGCUAGAUGAAGGCGAGGAAUCCACCAUAGACAAGGUCACAGUUUUGGACUACCUCAGCUAUGCCAUCUACAAGCAGGGUGAACUAGAGCGAGCCCUCGAGCUCACCAAGAGGAUGCUGAAGCUGGACCCAGAUCACCACAGGGCCAAUGGGAACCUAAAGUACUUCGAGUUCCAGCUGGAGAAGCAGAGAAAGACACAGGCUGAGAAUAAGGAAGUGGAAGAUAAAAAAAGAGAGAAGAAAGUUCUGGACAAACGUGACACUGAGAGGAAACGGUCCAAAGACCCUCUGCCAGAGAGAAAGAAAUAUGAGAUGUUGUGCAGAGGAGAGGGAAUAAAACUGACCCCACGCAGACAAAGCCGCCUGUUUUGCCGUUACUACGAUAACAACCAUAAUCCACUGUUGCUUUUGGCUCCAGUGAAGCAAGAAGAUGAGUGGGAUCGCCCUCGUAUUGUCCGUUUUCAUGACAUCAUCUCUGACAGUGAGAUCGAGACAGUGAAGGAGAUGGCAAAACCCAGACUAAAGCGAGCCACUGUGCACGAUCCCAUUACGGGAAAACUCACCACUGCCCAGUACAGAGUCUCCAAGAGUGCUUGGCUGUCUGGAUACGAACAUUCUACAAUUGAAAAGAUUAACCAGCGUAUCGAGGAUAUAACAGGCCUGGAAAUGGACACAGCAGAAGAGCUGCAGGUUGCAAAUUAUGGAGUUGGUGGUCAGUACGAACCUCAUUUUGACUUUGGAAGGAAAGAUGAACCAGAUGCCUUUAAAGAACUUGGAACAGGAAACAGAAUUGCAACUUGGCUCUUUUAUAUGAGUGACGUGUCAGCAGGGGGCGCUACAGUCUUCCCUGAUGUGGGCGCUGCAGUGUGGCCUAAAAAGGGUACAGCAGUAUUCUGGUAUAACCUUUUUGCCAGUGGAGAAGGAGAUUACAGCACAAGACAUGCUGCCUGUCCAGUAUUAGUGGGAAACAAAUGGGUAUCAAACAAAUGGAUACAUGAACGAGGUCAAGAAUUCAGACGACCCUGUGCAGUGUCUGAGAUGGAAUGAUCACUUUUUUUUCUUUUCUUAUUUCCUGUUCAGUGUAAGUUUUAGUCAGUAUGAUGUGUGUUUGUACAAGGAGUGAAUGACGAUGCAUCAAUCUAUCCAUUUCUUCUAUUGUUACCUUUUACUCAAAUAAUAGACCCAGAAAUGCUGUGAGGUUUCUGAGCAGGAUAUUCCCUGACUGUUACAAACUAUGAAUAUGCAUAGAUCCAAUCAAAUAUUUUAUUUUAGUUAUUUAUUUAGGGUUAAAUUUGAACUCCAUAUGUUUAUUUUGCUCGUCCUGUCAUGUCUUAAACUCCAACAGACCUCUAUUUUUUUUUUUAGUUUUUAAUUUAAACGACUGAACACUCCAUAAACCUUAAUAUAAUUAAAUGUUAAAGAAAACACGGCACAGUGCAAGCCCAACUUUUUAGACCAAGAAAAGGAAAAUAAUCUGUUACAAAAUUGUUUUUAUAAACCCCUGAAACAUUUACCAAAUAGUUUUUUUUUAUUCCUUGGGCCAUUGCAAACAAUGUCUGUUUUUUUUGUUUUUUUAUGUGCGUAUGGAAAUAUUUUUAAGUGUGAUCGUUUUUUUUACAGACAUAAAAUCUAUGACAUCAUUUUCAGUUGUCUUUUUUUUUUCUUUCGUUUUAUAAAAUUGUGAGAUGUGUCAGAAAUGUAUGUGUCACAACUUUUAAACUUAUGCAUUCUGGAUAAUUUAAAAUUCUAUUGGCUGGUGACUUUUGAGGUCAUUCAGAUGUUGAUUGAUAAGCAUUCAUCAACUCAUACAUCAGUUGUGGCUUGACAUGCGAAAACCAAUGAGGUUCUGUUGAGCUUCUGUUUAUAUUCACUGAUCAAUGAUUA
Messenger RNA from Pimephales promelas (fathead minnow), 2968 nucleotides. It is a transcript of the gene p4ha1b, whose product is annotated as prolyl 4-hydroxylase, alpha polypeptide I b. The record is from RefSeq and is a predicted model, not a curated record. Lineage: Eukaryota; Metazoa; Chordata; Actinopteri; Cypriniformes; Leuciscidae. Gene Ontology annotation, cellular component: endoplasmic reticulum. Gene Ontology annotation, biological process: peptidyl-proline hydroxylation to 4-hydroxy-L-proline. Gene Ontology annotation, molecular function: protein binding; iron ion binding; procollagen-proline 4-dioxygenase activity.